AUGGGCUGCCAGGACCUGCUAGAGAAUGUCCCGGGCCGGUCCAAGGCAGCCUCAGUCCCUCUGCCCGGCUGGAGCCCGAGUGAGACCCGCUCCUCCUUCAUCAGCCGAGCCAACCGCACCCGCAGCGUCAGCUCCCGAAACCUGACCAAGAGCGACGAGCUGUCCAAUGAGAUCAGUGCAGUGCUGAAGCUGGACAACACGGUGGUGGGUCAGACGAGCUGGAAGCCGGUCAGUAACCAGGCUUGGGACCAGAAGUUCACGCUAGAACUGGACCGGUCCCGGGAGUUGGAGAUCUCGGUGUACUGGAGGGACUGGCGGUCGCUCUGUGCUCUCAAGUUCCUGCGGUUGGAGGAUUUCUUGGACAAUCAGCGCCAUGGGAUGUGCCUUUACCUGGAGCCACAGGGCAUGCUGUUUGCAGAGGUGACCUUUUUCAAUCCCGUCAUCGAGAGGCGGACGAAGCUGCAGAGACAGAAGAAGAUUUUCUCCAAGCAGCAAGGGAAGACGUUCCUGCGUGCUCCUCAGAUGAACAUCAACAUUGCCACAUGGGGCCGGCUGGUGCGCAGAGCCAUCCCCACCGUCAGCACCAACUCCUUCAGUCCUCAGGCAGCGGAGAGCGGCCACAGCAGUCUGCCCGGCUCACCCACGCCCUGCAGUGACCCGCUGGUGACCAAACUGGACUUCGACAAAGAGCCGAGUCCGAGGCCCCAGCGCCACCGCCUCCCGAGCCCCGAGGAGGAGGAGGAGGAGGAGGAGGAGGAGCGAGCGGAGCACAGCCGCAGCACGGGGCCUGACAAAGAGGAGGUGCAGGACGCGCUCGCCUCGUUCGACUUCCUGAACAAGAGGAACAGUAUCGCCGUGAAGCCCGACCUGGACCUCAACCUGGACCAGGACCAGGACUUUCAGCGCGGUGGCCUCCAGAAGAACCAGGAGAUCAGGGAAGAGGAGCAGUUCCACUUCAGUCUACAGGACUUCAAGUGUGUGGCGGUCCUGGGACGUGGGCACUUUGGGAAGGUUCUGUUAGCGGAGUACAAAGCCACUGGGGAGAUGUUCGCCAUCAAAGCACUGAAGAAAGGAGACAUUGUGGCCAGAGAUGAAGUGGACAGCCUGAUGUGCGAGAAGCGGAUCUUCGAGACGGUGAACAGCGUGCGGCACCCGUUCCUGGUGAACCUGUUUGCGUGUUUCCAGACGGCGGAGCACGUGUGUUUCGUGAUGGAGUACGCGGCGGGGGGGGACCUCAUGAUGCACAUCCACGCCGACGUCUUCUCCGAGCCGCGGGCCGUAUUCUACGCGGCCUGUGUGGUUUUGGGGCUGCAGUUCUUACACGACCACAAAAUUGUCUACAGAGACCUGAAGCUGGACAACCUGCUGCUGGACACAGAGGGCUACGUGAAGAUCGCAGACUUUGGACUUUGUAAAGAAGGAAUGGGCUUCAGAGACCGCACCAGCACCUUCUGUGGGACGCCCGAGUUCUUGGCGCCUGAAGUCCUGACCGAGACGUCGUACACGAGGGCGGUGGACUGGUGGGGGCUCGGCGUGCUCAUAUUCGAGAUGCUGGUGGGAGAGUCGCCGUUUCCCGGAGACGACGAAGAGGAGGUGUUCGACAGCAUCGUGAAUGACGAGGUCCGGUAUCCACGCUUUCUGUCCACAGAGGCCAUCUCCAUCAUGAGGAGGCUGCUGAGGAGGAGUCCAGAGCGACGACUCGGAGCCGGAGAACGAGACGCAGAGGAGGUGAAGGAGCAUCUGUUCUUCAGGAACGUGGACUGGAACGGCCUCUUGGCGAAGAAGGUGAAGCCUCCGUUCGUGCCGACGAUCCAGGGCGACAGCGACGUCAGCAACUUCGACGACGAGUUCACGUCAGAGGCGCCGAUCCUGACGCCGCCGCGAGAGCCCCGCCCCCUUUCCGGCGCCGAGCAGGACAUGUUCAACAACUUCGACUACAUUGCGGACUGGUGUUAG
Messenger RNA from Knipowitschia caucasica, 1956 nucleotides. The record is from the annotation of a GenBank genome assembly. NCBI's taxonomy places the organism in Eukaryota, Metazoa, Chordata, Actinopteri, Gobiiformes, Gobiidae.